Molecule: messenger RNA, 993 nt
Organism: Chlorella variabilis
Lineage: Eukaryota; Viridiplantae; Chlorophyta; Trebouxiophyceae; Chlorellales; Chlorellaceae
Exons: 5
Coding region: 1-993 (330 amino acids)
Biological process (GO): phospholipid metabolic process
Molecular function (GO): phosphatidate phosphatase activity
Source: RefSeq, a predicted model, not a curated record
AUGGAGGACGGCAGCUCCUGCGCCAGCGGGGACGGCCCCGCCAGCUGGCAGCUGCGCCGCGUGUCGUGGGCGCGCGUGCUGCUGCAGCAGGACUGGGGCAGCGUGCUGAGCACCGCCGUCGUGCUGCUGGCGCUGGGCGUCGCGGAGGGGGUGCUGGGAGGGCCCCGCAGCCGCCCCUUCAUGGUCACAGACGCCACCAUCAGCUACCCCAACGGGGACUCCACCAUCCCUUACUGGUCUGUGAUUGUGGCCUCCCUGGCCGCCCUGCUGCUGUCGGUGCUGCUGGCUGAGCUAUGGUUGGCACGCGGGCUGCACGCCGAUCUCACAGAUGGGCUGGCAGCGGCCCUGCACUUCGCCCUGGACGGCAUCAGCGCCUUUCUGGUCACGGGCCUGGCCACGCAGGUCAGCAAGAUGGUGGUGGGGCGGCUGCGCCCCGACUUCCUCGCCCGCUGCCAGCCGCCCGUGCCCGACCCCCUGGCCGUCCAGUACGGCCUGCCCGCAGCGGCGAACCCGCCCUGUACCGCUCCCGCCUCGCCAGAGCUCACAGAGGGGCAGUACAGCUUCCCCAGCGGCCACACCUCCACCGCCUUUGCAUUCUCGGUCUGGACCGUGGGAUACUGCAUCUGGGCCUUCAACGUGCGGCCGCCGCGCAGGUCGGCGGGCGGCGUGAGGCGGCUGGGUGUGUGGCGGCGCCUGGCACACGAGGCAGCUACCGCGGCCGGCUUCCUAUGGGUGGUGGCCCUGCUGCUCUAUGCCUGGUUUGUGGGGGUGAGCCGCAUCACCGACUUCAAGCACCACCCGUCUGACGUGGCGGCCGGUGCCCUGCUGGGCACCCUCCUCGGCGCCGCCUUUGUGCUGCGUGCCAUCGGCAGGCUGCCCGGCGUGCUGGCUGGGGCGGAGGCGGGCGGGGCAGCGGGCACGCCGCAGCCCGACACCUCGCUGCUGCGCGGCAACCGCGUGCACAACCACGGCGGCGACCUGCCGUCGGUGUGA